Messenger RNA from Sturnus vulgaris (Common starling), 2301 nucleotides. The record is from RefSeq and is a predicted model, not a curated record. Lineage: Eukaryota; Metazoa; Chordata; Aves; Passeriformes; Sturnidae.
AUGAGUGAGGAAGAGCUCGGAGCUGCAAGCAUCGAGUGCAAGGGGCGCGUGUGGAUCGAGCCCUCUGCCGUGGUUCCGAUGGGUUCCGACAUCUCCAUCAGCUGCCAGUCCACGCUGGGCUGUCCUUCAGCCCAACUCCUCAUCCUCCUCAACUACAGCCGAGCUGAGGGGACCCCGCAGCCCCUGCCCGGCAGCGCCGUGCGGCUCCGGCUGCGCGAUUUUCGGAUGCCCUUCGCCACCGUCACCUGCUUCUCCCUCUGUGCCCACCCCCAGCGGCACCGCCUGGUGUGCGGCACCGAGCUCCGGGCGGGCUACCCUCCGGACCCCCCCGCUAACCUGAGCUGCGCCAUCGCCGAGGGCUCGGAGCGCCUGCAGUGCGGCUGGGAUGAAGGACGGGACACUCACCUGGCCACCCGGCACAGCCUCCACCUGCGCAGGGUGGUGCCACAGGAUGAGGAGGAUGAGGAAGAAAAGACCUUCCCUGCAGACUCCCCUGUGCUGCUGAGAGAGCUGCGUAAUGAGAGCCACUACUCGGUGUGGGUGCAGGCCAGCAACGCUCUGGGCACUGCCAGCUCGGCCCCUCAGCUCCUCAGCCUGCAGGAGCUCGUGGUCCCCGCUCUGCCCGUGGCCAUCGGCGCCGAGACCUCGGAUUCGUCCCCUCCCGUCACCACCACUCGCUGGAGGAGCCGGACCCGGCUGCAGAACGUGCAGUGCCAGGAGAGGCACAGAGCCACGGGCACCCCAAGGUGGCAGGUGGAGCCGUGUGACAAAGUGGCACAGGAGGGUCCCCGCUGGCAGCACGAGCUGCAGAGCGACACCGAGUUCGUGUUCCAGGUCCGGUGCCGGCUCAGAACCGCCCGCAGCCCCUGGAGCGCCUGGAGCCCCCCAUUCCUCUACAGCACCCCCGAGGCAGCCCCCUCCUCUCCCGCUGUGUGGCGGCGCCUGGGUCCGGUCCUGCCCAACGGCAGCCACGAGGUGACGGUCUUGAUCAAGCCUCUGCCAGCCCGGGAUGCCCGCGGGAGGAUCCUGGGCUAUUCCGUGGCCACCGAGAGCCCCGGGGGAGCGGAGCCGCUGUGCCUCACCCUCGGUACCGAGUGCACGGUCCUGGUGCCUCCCGGAGCCCGCAGCCUCCUCGUCACCGCCCGCAAUUCCAAAGGUGCUUCCAGCCCUGCCAGAAUCCCCCUAAACCGAGCUGCAGCUCAGCAAGAAUUCCCAGCACCAGAGGCCGUGGAGGUGAAGCCUGAGAACCAGAGCAGGGUCCUGGUUCAGUGGAAGCCCCCCCAGCCCAGCCAGAGCCCCCUGCUCUGGUUCAUACUGGAAUGGGUUGCCAGUUCCCAGCACGGCCAGGGGGAACAGUUCUUCUGGGAAAAAAUCCCACAGCAGGAAACGCACACCUACAUCCAAGGAGCUGCCCCCCGUGUGUCGCUGUACUCGGUGUAUCCCGAGGGCAUCAGCCAGCCCAGCUCCAGCCCAGCCCCUCCGGAGGAGCCACAUCUGGGCAGCACCUACAGCCAGAUGUCCCAGGAUGAUGACAUCCGAGUUUUCUUGGGACUGAGCCUCAGCGUGGUGGGAUUAUCAAUUCUUUUUGCAAUUGCGAUGUUCAAAAAAUCAGUCAGGAAAAGGGUGAAGGCCACCCUCGUGUCCCUCUUGCCAAAGUGGCUCUUGGAAGAUUUUCCCCACAUGGAGAACAGCUCCGUGGUGAAGUCACUCCAGGGCAAGGAAGAUUUCCCCAAUUUCCAGGAGCCGUUCCUGGCCCCCGGCGAUCCCGCAGUGACGGAAAUCGAGGAGGUGCCGGCACAGGAACGACACCAAAACCCGGACACCGAGGCCAGGGCAGAGGUGACCGAGCACGGGGAGGUCACCAGGACCUUGGUGGCCCCCGGCAACCUGGCCCUGGAGCAGCUCAGUGCCUACAAACCCCAACUGUCCCACGGCAACGCUCUGGGAUACAUCACUGCUGGAAUCCCGCAGCAACCCGCAGAAAUCCCAAAAGCAGAGGUGGGAAUUUUCUCUGGGGACUACACCAGCCCCGUCCCCCAGCUGUGGGAGCAGCAGGGAGCAGGAACGGCCCAGAUGUGUCUGCUGGAGAAGAUCCACCUGGUUCUGAACAGCAGCCAAGCAUUCCCAGUGCAGGCAGCACCUGGAUCCUGCCCGGGGAACCCCUGGGAACCCAGCGAUGUCCCCAAGCAGAUUCUGGUCCCCGAGGAGCUGCUGUCCUGCCUGAGAGCCACCAACAGGGAGGCCGUGGAUACAAAUGCAGGGUGGGAGGGUUGUUCUGACAGGAGCUGGAAUUGGGGAUGA